Molecule: messenger RNA, 6686 nt
Organism: Oncorhynchus kisutch (coho salmon)
Lineage: Eukaryota; Metazoa; Chordata; Actinopteri; Salmoniformes; Salmonidae
Product: disintegrin and metalloproteinase domain-containing protein 10
Exons: 16
Coding region: 78-2480 (800 amino acids)
Biological process (GO): membrane protein ectodomain proteolysis; Notch signaling pathway
Cellular component (GO): plasma membrane; synaptic membrane
Molecular function (GO): metalloendopeptidase activity involved in amyloid precursor protein catabolic process
Source: RefSeq, a predicted model, not a curated record
AGGAAGCUGCGAUCAACAUAGGCAGGGCGUCUGAGCCUAAACAAGGACAAAGUGAUCACGGUAUCAAUGCUCUAACAAUGGAUUUAGCAGAUAUGCAUGUCGUCAAAUUCUUCUGUUUCGUCUACUUAAUAAAUUACACCCAGGGUUAUCAUUAUGGGAACCCCCUGAACAAGUAUGUGCGUCACUACGAGGGUCUGUCCUAUAACACCUAUGAGUUACAGGACAAGCACCUGAGAGCCAAGAGGGCCCUCCACCACCAAGACACAUUUCUCCAUCUAGACUUCCACGCACACGGAAGACAUUUUAACCUGAGGAUGAAGAGAGAUACCAGUCUGUUUGCUGAGGACCUGAAGGUAGACAUGGGAGGACAGGAGGUGAACUAUGACACCUCUCAUAUCUACACUGGAGAAAUAUAUGGUGAGAAAGGUACCCUGAGCCAUGGGUCUGUGGUGGAUGGGAAGUUUGAGGGCUUCAUCCAGACGUACCAGGGGACGUUCUACGUAGAGCCAGCUGAGCGAUACCUGAAGGACCGGGACGUUCCCUUCCAUUCAGUUAUCUACCACGAGGACGACAUCAAUUACCCCCACAAGUAUGGUCCAGAGGGGGGCUGUGCCGACCACUCUGUGUUUGAGAGGAUGAAGAAAUACCAGGCCACCGCCAUGGAGGAGCCAAACAAGAAGCUCCAUGCAGAGGAGGCGUCCAGUGACCCGGUGUUGCUGAGGAAGAGGAGGACGGCUCAGAUAGAGAAGAACACCUGUCAACUCUUCAUCCAGACAGACCACCUCUUCUUCAAGUACUACAAGACCAGGGAGGCUGUCAUCGCACAGAUCUCUAGUCACAUCAAGGCUAUUGAUGCCAUCUACCAGGGAACAGACUUCAUGGGUAUCCGGAACAUCAGCUUUAUGGUCAAGAGGAUACGGAUCAACACUACUACAGAUGAGAGGGACCGGUCCAACCCUUUCCGCUUCGCUAACAUCGGCGUGGAGAAGUUCCUGGAGCUGAACUCUGAGCAGAACCAUGAUGACUACUGUCUGGCCUACGUCUUCACUGACAGGGACUUUGAUGAUGGUGUGCUGGGUCUGGCCUGGGUUGGAGCUCCUGCAGGGAGUUCUGGAGGGAUCUGUGAGAAGAGUAAGCUGUACUCUGACGGGAAGAAGAAGUCCCUGAAUACCGGCAUCAUCACUGUUCAGAACUACGCCUCCCAUGUCCCUCCGAAGGUCUCGCACAUCACCUUUGCCCACGAGGUGGGACACAACUUUGGCUCGCCGCAUGACUCGGGGUCAGAGUGCACCCCAGGGGAGUCGAAGACCCAGGAUAAGAAGGAGAAGGGGAACUACAUCAUGUACGCCCGGGCCACAUCAGGAGACAAGCUCAACAACAACAAGUUCUCCGUCUGUAGCGUCAGGAACAUCAGCCAGGUCCUGGAGAAGAAGAGGGGAAGCUGCUUUGUCGAGUCAGGCCAGCCCAUCUGUGGUAAUGGGUUAGUGGAGCCAGGGGAGGAGUGUGACUGUGGAUACAGCGAUCAGUGCAGAGACCAGUGUUGCUAUGACGCCGACCAGCCUGACAACAGGAAGUGUAAACUAAAACCCAACAAAGUCUGCAGUCCCAGCCAGGGCCCGUGCUGUACUCCUGAGUGCUACUAUAAGGGCCGGAAUGAGAAGUGUCGUGAGGAGUCUGAGUGUGCUCAUCAGGGCAUGUGUAACGGGGGUACGGCCCAGUGCCCCACCUCUGAACCCAAGGCCAACUUCACCGCCUGCCACGGAGAAACUCAAGUGUGCCUCAACGGGGGCUGUUCUGGCUCCAUCUGUGAGAAGUAUGGUCUGGAGGUCUGUACCUGUGCCAGCGUGGAGGGCAAGGACGAGACUGACGAGCUGUGCCACGUUUGCUGUAGUGAGAAAAUGAACCCCAACACCUGCAGCAGUACGGGUUCAGAGAAGCUGGCCCGGUUCUUCAAUAAGAAAGUCACCACGCUGCCCGCGGGGUCUCCCUGCAACGACUUCAAGGGCUACUGUGACGUGUUCAUGAGGUGUCGGCUGGUGGACGCGGACGGCCCUCUGGCCAGACUGAAGAAGGCCAUCUUCAACCCUGAGCUCUAUGAGAACAUUGCAGAGUGGAUAGUGGCUCACUGGUGGGCAGUGUUGUUGAUGGGCAUCGCUCUGAUCAUGUUGAUGGCUGGCUUCAUUAAGAUCUGUAGUGUCCACACCCCUUCCAGCAAUCCCAAACUGCCUCCACCCAAACCACUACCAGGCACGCUAAAGAGGAGGAGAGCCCAGCAGCACGCACGGGACGCCCGAGACGCCCAGGUGCACCAGUCCCAGUCCCACCACGGAGGUGGAGAUCACGGCCAGCACCACCCAGUCUCCGGAGGCCAGCGGCAGCAGCCCUCACGCCAGGCCCAGCCACAACCCCAGCCUCAGAGGCAUCACCGCAGCCAGGGCCAGCCUAGAGAAAACUACCAGAUGGGUCAGAUGAGACGCUGAGCUGUUGAGACACUGGGGCUCGGGGUGGGACCGCUCGGGGUGGGACCGCUAGGUCCGCUGCUCCUUCCAUCGACUGCUCCUUGCCUUGGCUCCUCCACGUGCCUAUCUAUGUAACUGGUGGGACUGGGAUUUGAACCGAUUUGUGGGAUUUUAAUCCGGGUCUCCACAGGGUGGGAAUCUGAUGUCCUAACCAUUUAGAUCAACAGGAUUUUCUUAGCUUUUUCUUGAUUAGGAUCGAUGGAAUCAAGGGAAAGGGAAUCACACUUUAGUUUUGACACGUUUUUUUGGGGGGGGGGAUUUCCUCUUGGUCUAAUGGUUACGGUGUUGGGUUGCCACGUGGGAGGACCUGGGUUCGAAUCCCACCGGUUUACACCUAACAGUAGGAUAAAACACUUGCUUCAGUCCUUCCAAAGAACAGCCUAAACUGGUUGUUUACCAUCCUCAUACCCUCCAUCUACAAACAAAACAGAGUUGAGAAAGUGAGAAUAAACGGACCCCCCCACCCCCUCCAACGACCACCACUGACUAGAGCCUGCAGCACGGCUGACCUCUUCAGUCUUGUUUUCUGUGGCUCUCUAUGUGCAGUGGAAUCCACCAUCAGUCAUUUUGUUUGACCAUCCACCAUUUUGUUUUGUGGAGUGGAAGUGACCAUCCACCGUUUUUUGUUUUGUGGAGUGGAAGUGACCAUCCACCAUUUUGUUUUUUUUUGUGGAGUGGAAGUGACCAGCCACCAUUUUGUUUUUUUUGUGGAGUGGAAGUCACCAUCCACCAUUUUGUUUUGUGGAGUGGAAGUCACCAUCCACCAUUUUGUUUUGUGGAGUGGAAGUCACCAUCCACCAUUUUGUUUUGUGGAGUGGAAGUCACCAUCCACCAUUUUUUUUUUUUUUUUUUUGGAGUGGAAGUGACCAUUGGCCAUUUCCAAUGCAGUAGGUCUUCGGUCUGCCUCUUUUUCCCACCAAAUCUUUCUUUCAAUGGAGUGCCAACGAGUGGACGAAUGGAAUGGUUUCAUCACGUGUAGCUUUACUACCUUCGGUCAUGUUUUUUCUUUCGAUUUGUAAAGUACCUCCUCUUCGAGUGAGAACACCCAUGUGAUCCGUGGCUCCUGGUUGGUUGAAAUGUUUUGUCAGCCAUAGUAGCCAGGAAAUGAAGUGAAAAACACUCGGAGGAGAUUUGCUGUACUUGUGACUAAAACACAACGUUUCAAACAAAACUGGGAAAAGAGACGAAGCUCUUCUCUUGGUUUCUCCAUGUAGACUGACUGUCUUCUGCAUGUGAUUGUACAGAUUUCAGUGUAACAUAAGUGAAAAAACUCAACUAUUUCUUCUACUGUAAAUGUACGUAUGAUUCUUUACUGUGUUUUUGGGUUAGUACUGUACUCUCAGGACAGUAACACAAAUGAAGAUAUCUGGAAUAGUAAAUGGACAGCAUUUCACCAAUCACGUUCUUCUUUUUCUGCAGUGAUGGAAUCACAUGGAUGGAAUUCUCUAUGGCGUUGUGUUUAGGGUCCGGUUGCUAGAUGCUAGGUUCCAAGGAUUGAACAAAAAGGUCACCACCAUUUUCCCACUACUUCUCACCUUUGACCUUUUAUGACUUUGAAGGUCUCCAAGAUCUCUUCAUCGGGUAACGACUUGUUCUGAUCACGUCAUGAUGACAUCAUGAUUAACGACUUGUUCCGAUCACGUCAUGAUGACAUCACGUUGUAACAACUUGUUCUGAUGACAUCAUGAUGUAACGGCUUGUUCUGAUGACAUCACGAUGUAACGACUUGUUCUGAUGACAUCACGAUGUAACGACUUGUUCUGAUCACGUCACGAUGACAUCACGAUGUAACGACUUGUUCUGAUCACGUCACGAUGACAUCACGUUGUAACAACUUGUUCUGAUGACAUCAUGAUGUAACGACUUGUUCUGAUGACAUCACGAUGUAACGACUUGUUCUGAUCACGUCACGAUGACAUCACGAUGUAACGACUUGUUCUGAUCACGUCACGAUGACAUCACGAUGUAACGACUUGUUCUGAUCACGUCACGAUGUAAUGAUUCUGGAUAGAAGAAUCAGGGGAAAGAAAGGAAAGGGAACUUCAUUUUUAGUUUUUGCACACUUCUUCUUUUUCUUGAUAUGUUUUGAUGCAGAAGAAUAGAACAAAUAACCACUAAUGGAAAGCUGAUGAUUCUGCCUGUUAUAUUAGGUCAGUGAUGCGUUUUUUUUUUUAAGAGACAUUUUAUGGCAAGCAUUCAAAAUGGCACCCUAUUCACUAUUUAGCCCUAUGCACCCUGGUCAAAAGUAGUGCACUAUAUAGGGUUUAGGGUGCCAUUUCGGACAUACACUUACUUUAGUACGGAGUGCAUUAAUAGUAUCAAAUUGCUAGGUUUAUGUGAGUGUGGAAAAUAAAUACAAAAACAAUUCCAGAAUGGAUGGAAGAAAAAAAAAACAUUUGAGUACAAUUGAUAUCAAACUCUUCAUUUUCAAUGUGGGCAUGGAGUCAUGAUUUUUUAAUUUUUUUUUUAAUAUGACUACAGUUGAUUUGACAAAAGAUCUGUACUAAGUUGUCUGUUACGUAAUUGAUCACAACCGAUAACUUGCCAAUGAUGGCUGGUGUUGACUAGUUUGGGUCUGUAGUUCAGACAGCAGGGGGAGGAGUUAUUCCAAGAUGGUGGCACUUUCAAACUAACACUAACACUAUGUAUAGAGCUAGAAUCUGGAUUGAAUGGUCUUCCAUCCUGAAAACAAUGUGUGUGGAGGCCUGGAUUGGGUUCAUUAGGCAUCAAACGGAAGAAAACGGACUGCAACACGGAAGGGCCUACCUGGAUUUGUCUUAAAAAAAAAAGAAGCGUUAAUUUUCUUUUUUUCCCGUUACAAAAUGUUUUGAAAGACGUUUUCUGCUGUGUGCCCUAAUGAAGACGACCCUGUUGUGUUGCUCCUCUGUGUCCUUUACCGAGGUGAAGACUGUGGGCUUUUUACAUUUAACAUUGGUGUGCCAUACAUGUCUUUGUACUUGUGGGCGAACGAGUCAUAUCGUUUUAUGAAUGAGUCACAUCUUUUUUUUUAUCAUUACCUUCUAUGUAGGAAAAGCCAGUAGGAAGGUCUCUAAAAGCCAUGCACUAGUUUGAAUGGAUGAAUGGAAGCCACAUAGCCUGGACCCAGACCUACUACUGCUGUCUGGCCAACUCCUAUGGUAAUUGUCAUGCCAAACAGUGAUUUGACUAUGAUUAUUAUUAUUUUUUUGCAUAGGAGUUGGCCAGACAAACAGAUGUGGGGGUCCUGGAUAGAAGUGUCAGGUUUUUUGAGGAGAUAGAGACUACGAGACAGUAGUACUAGGUGUUUGCUCCUGCUCUUUUAAUACUACAACGACGGUAGGCUGGGUUGAUGUGGAACAGCAUUUGGAACAUAGCCUAGAUCACGUAAACAACUUCAAAGCUAACCCCAACCAUACUGUUCUGGGUCAAAUCUGUUCUUUUCAACACUAUCAUGCUGACCCCAACCAUACUGUUCUGGGUCAUUUCCAGCAUGGUUCCAGCAGCUAUGGUUUAAUGUGUAACCAGGCCAGGGCAGUAUAACUUGGUUUGGCUCGGUUCAGCUCGGUAUUGUGAGAAGGGUAAUGGACUCUGUUGUGGACUUAGACGUUUGUCUGUCUUCCAUUGAGUCCUGUAUUUAGCUGAAUAACUGGGAGACUGGUCGCUAAAUGGUUCAUGAAGGGAGCUGUUUUAAUGAGAAAAUGUCUGACCAGCUAGCACACUCACAGUACACUAAGCCAGACUUUUUUUCUUCUUCCUGUAAACUUGUACAGUAGUUGGAGAAUUUUAAGAGUUUUAAUUUGAAAAUAAAAAAAUAAAGAUUUUUGAAAUCGAGGAAAAACUGUUCAGAAACAAAACAUCCCCCUCCUCAAAAACCUUCUCAGUAACACUUGAUUUUUGAAGGGAACCUUCGUAAGUAUUUUAUAACAUUCAUAAACCGUACAUAAAACAUUCAUAAGCAGUACAUAAGUAUUUCAUAGGAGACGUAAUGUAUUAAAUGCUUACACCACUGAUUAUGAAUGUGUUAUAACAUCUCAUGUAGGUACCCUUUAAAUAAAGUGUUACCAACCUCCCUGGGUUGUUCUCUUAUCUAUGCUAGUUGAAAUGGGAUUAGUUUUAAAUAUAAUUUACAUUAAUUCUCCACCAUCAUGAAAAUGGUUAUAAAAAAAAUUAAAAAGUCGGUGUGAUGGA